AUGCCUGGUAUUAUGCCUGGUAUUCAUCGUAAUUUACCUAAUGACUGGGAGUUGUUAUAUCUUGGACACUACCAUGAAAAAGUAGAGGAAACCAUAAUUCUUAAAAACAACUUUUCAGCUAAUAAGUUGCACACUGCAGAUGUGGCUACUGAUUUGGAGAUAGCCAGUCUUGUUCUAGCAAAGAAUCUCAAUGCUUAUGCAGUUCAUCCACAGAUUAUAAUCCAAUGGAAAGGUCAAGACGGUUUAUCAAAUACUUACCCUGGUUUCAUAGACA
This is a messenger RNA of Dentiscutata heterogama, 274 nucleotides long. The record is from the annotation of a GenBank genome assembly. Lineage: Eukaryota; Fungi; Glomeromycota; Glomeromycetes; Diversisporales; Gigasporaceae.